Molecule: messenger RNA, 6850 nt
Organism: Megalopta genalis
Lineage: Eukaryota; Metazoa; Arthropoda; Insecta; Hymenoptera; Halictidae
Gene: croc
Product: forkhead box protein crocodile
Biological process (GO): regulation of transcription by RNA polymerase II; cell differentiation; anatomical structure morphogenesis
Molecular function (GO): DNA-binding transcription factor activity, RNA polymerase II-specific; RNA polymerase II cis-regulatory region sequence-specific DNA binding
Source: RefSeq, a predicted model, not a curated record
UCGGUCGCUCGCGAGGCCGAGGCCCCAGUGUGUUUUUACUCGGGGUUGAGUAAACUCCGGCCUGUUGUGUAUCAUAAUACGCGUGCACGCGGGUUUACGGGUUAGCCUGGCAUCGACCACCGGAUCGCAGCCUCGACUCGCGCCACGCCGCCUGAUCUUCGGCCGCGUCGUGACCAACUUCCUAACCGGACACGGAGAGAGGAGUCGUCAACAAAACACCGAGCGAACGAACGACGGCGGUUCCGCCGAGCCGACGGUAGAUCGCCGAUCAUCGAUCGGGGAUAUACGAGUGAGUGACCGACGGAGACCGACCCCCCGGUGAAAGUUCCGAAACGCGCUUCUUGUGAAACAGAAAAAGAAAAGAAAAAAAAGAAAAAGUGCGAUCGGACCCGAUCACAGUGAGUGAACUAAAAUUCUUCGAAACCAGUUGGUGAUGUCAACUGUCGCGACCCCGGAGGAUUGAUCGAGGUGUUCCGCAUUGUGUCUCCGGCUGGGGCCCGCUGAGAAUCUUCCUCGACGGAGCGUGUCCCUGGUUUGUUUCAGUCGGUGUCGGCGUGCCAGCGAAGAUGCACACCCUGUUCGGAGAGCAAAAUGCUUACUAUCGCCACGCGCCCGCCGUUCCCGUUGGUAUGGGCACCCCGUCGUACCCGGGCGUGGGCGCUACCCCAGGCUACUACGAGCCGUACCGUUACACCGGGUACGCCACCGCGUCCGGCUAUCCAGUCUCGGGUAUCGCCCAACAGCACAUCCACCACCCGGGUAAGGACAUGGUUAAACCGCCGUACUCGUACAUCGCCCUGAUCGCGAUGGCGAUACAGAACGCCCCCGAUAAAAAGAUCACGCUGAACGGUAUCUAUCAGUUCAUCAUGGAGCGGUUCCCGUAUUAUCGCGAGAACAAACAGGGCUGGCAGAACUCGAUCAGGCACAAUCUCAGCCUGAACGAGUGUUUCGUGAAGGUGCCCCGCGACGACAAGAAGCCAGGAAAAGGAAGCUACUGGUCGCUGGACCCGGACAGCUACAACAUGUUCGAUAACGGCUCUUAUCUGCGUCGUCGUAGACGUUUCAAGAAGAAGGACGCGCUGAAGGAGAAGGAGGAGGCGCUGAAGAGACAGGGCUUGGUGCCGGAGAAGCGCAGCCAGGAGGAGGCCAAGCCCAACGGCAUAGCGAUCGCGCCGCCGUCGGACUCCGUGACCAAGAAGCUCGGUGUUCUAGAGACGACGCUGUGCAAGCCGAAGAGAGAGCCGGUGAACGACACCGGGAGCCACUGCAUGGCGGUGCAGGCCAAGUACGGUUUGCACAGUCCGAUUCAGGACGCGAAAACCACGGCUGCCACGACGACGGCGGCCGUCGCGAUAUCCGGCCAGAGCGUGAUACAGAGCGCUCUGGGUCAUCAGGUGCACCAGGUCCAUCAGAGCCAUCAGGACGCCAUCCAGGACGUGUCCAUGGGCCUGGACCCCACCAGCUUCAGCGUCGACGCUCUGAUGACCACGCGGGAGAACAACGCCGGCCUGAUGACCAGGGAGAAUCAGCACCACACGCACCACCCUCACGGCCUCCAGCACCCGCACCCUCACUCACACUCGAUCAUGACGAGCAGAGAGUCGAUGGGCACCGGGGUGGUGUCCAGGGACCACUUGGCCGCCGUUUGCACCACCACGACCACCACCACCGCCGCCGUCGCCGCGAUGAUGGCCACCACCGGCUACGGGCACGGCAGCACCGUGUCAAGGAGCAACGGAUCGCCGCCCGGAAGCAUGUACGCGCCUUACUGCACGCCUACCGCCGGUUACAUAAUGGAUCACGCGGAAUACAACUCGAGGAACCACAACAACACCGCCGCCGCGCAUUCACAGUGGUACCAGGAGGCGGCCAGCCCCGACGCCGCCGCCAUUUAUCAGGACACCCAAUCGCCGAGCUGUCAGCUUUAUAGAUCCAGCCCACCCACGCCGCAUUCGUCGAGUGCAGCACCGUCCCCGCCCCUGUACCACCGAUACUACCAAGACUGCAACACCGUCAACACCAGCGGCAAUUUACCGAUCACGUUGCACAAAUACUGAGAAUACCGGAAUUCAAGGCCUCAUCAUCGAGGCCUUGAAGAGCACCACAGCGACCACUACGACCCGAGUCUGGUAUUCGUGAAGCAGGAAUGGCCAACUUCCACGGAGGAGCUGUCCAAAGAAUGGAACUAGAUAAGUCCCUAGAAAUCCGACGGAGAACAUUCAUCGCGCGUGUUCGAGCUGACGCGCGACACGCAUAAAUUGUAGAUAGUUCGUUCACGGAACGAGAGCCGUGAGCGUGUAUUUAAAAAACGUUUGUAGGCGCAGCAGUGGAUGUUAAACAAAUAGGAAAAAUUUCAUAGCGAUCCCGAUAGCAGACCUGGGCGGGUGUCGUUCGCAUAAUCGCGUGAACGUUGAUCGUCCGUUGCAAGCAUAAAAUGCAAUGCUGCUUGACACUCGUAACACGGUCUUAUUUGCCUGCUGUUUUUUUUGUUAUCGGAAGAACAUACAGGGUAACAUCGUUCGAUUGUGUACACUUUGUUUUCUCGAUUAUAUUUUUUUUCUCGAUUAUAAUCGCGAUUUUCUUCUUAAUCGAUCGUAUAAGAGAAAAUAUAAUUGUCUGAUCGGGGGUAGAUUUCGGUGCGUUCGAAAUUGUGAAAGAACUUUUGUUUAUCGAAAUUUGAGACGACUAGUGAAGAAGUUGUGCUUAUAAUCUCGAUUUUCCUCUUAAUCGAUCGCAUAAGAGAAAAUAAUUGUCUGAUCGGGGGUAGAUUUCGGUAUGAUCGAAAUCGUGAAAGAACUUUUGUUUAUCGAAAUUUGAGACGACUAGUGAAGAAGUUGUGCUUAUAAUCUCGAUUUUCCUCUUAAUCGAUCGCAUAAGAGAAAAUAAUUGUCUGAUCGGGGGUAGAUUUCGGUAUGAUCGAAAUCGUGAAAGAACUUUUGUUUAUCGAAAUUUGAGACGACUAGUGAAGAAGUUGUGCUUAUAAUCUCGAUUUUCCUCUUAAUCGAUCGCAUAAGAGAAAAUAAUUGUCUGAUCGGGGGUAGAUUUCGGUAUGAUCGAAAUCGUGAAAGAACUUUUGUUUAUCGAAAUUUGAGACGACUAGUGAAGAAGUUGUGCUUAUAAUCUCGAUUUUCCUCUUAAUCGAUCGCAUAAGAGAAAAUAAUUGUCUGAUCGGGGGUAGAUUUCGGUAUGAUCGAAAUCGUGAAAGAACUUUUGUUUAUCGAAAUUUGAGACGACUAGUGAAGAAGUUGUGCUUAUAAUCUCGAUUUUCCUCUUAAUCGAUCGCAUAAGAGAAAAUAAUUGUCUGAUCGGGGGUAGAUUUCGGUAUGAUCGAAAUCGUGAAAGAACUUUUGUUUAUCGAAAUUUGAGACGACUAGUGAAGAAGUUGUGCUUAUAAUCUCGAUUUUCCUCUUAAUCGAUCGCAUAAGAGAAAAUAAUUGUCUGAUCGGGGGUAGAUUUCGGUAUGAUCGAAAUCGUGAAAGAACUUUUGUUUAUCGAAAUUUGAGACGACUAGUGAAGAAGUUGUGCUUAUAAUCUCGAUUUUCCUCUUAAUCGAUCGCAUAAGAGAAAAUAAUUGUCUGAUCGGGGGUAGAUUUCGGUAUGAUCGAAAUCGUGAAAGAACUUUUGUUUAUCGAAAUUUGAGACGACUAGUGAAGAAGUUGUGCUUAUAAUCUCGAUUUUCCUCUUAAUCGAUCGCAUAAGAGAAAAUAAUUGUCUGAUCGGGGGUAGAUUUCGGUAUGAUCGAAAUCGUGAAAGAACUUUUGUUUAUCGAAAUUUGAGACGACUAGUGAAGAAGUUGUGCUUAUAAUCUCGAUUUUCCUCUUAAUCGAUCGCAUAAGAGAAAAUAAUUGUCUGAUCGGGGGUAGAUUUCGGUAUGAUCGAAAUCGUGAAAGAACUUUUGUUUAUCGAAAUUUGAGACGACUAGUGAAGAAGUUGUGCUUAUAAUCUCGAUUUUCCUCUUAAUCGAUCGCAUAAGAGAAAAUAAUUGUCUGAUCGGGGGUAGAUUUCGGUAUGAUCGAAAUCGUGAAAGAACUUUUGUUUAUCGAAAUUUGAGACGACUAGUGAAGAAGUUGUGCUUAUAAUCUCGAUUUUCCUCUUAAUCGAUCGCAUAAGAGAAAAUAAUUGUCUGAUCGGGGGUAGAUUUCGGUAUGAUCGAAAUCGUGAAAGAACUUUUGUUUAUCGAAAUUUGAGACGACUAGUGAAGAAGUUGUGCUUAUAAUCUCGAUUUUCCUCUUAAUCGAUCGCAUAAGAGAAAAUAAUUGUCUGAUCGGGGGUAGAUUUCGGUAUGAUCGAAAUCGUGAAAGAACUUUUGUUUAUCGAAAUUUGAGACGACUAGUGAAGAAGUUGUGCUUAUAAUCUCGAUUUUCCUCUUAAUCGAUCGCAUAAGAGAAAAUAAUUGUCUGAUCGGGGGUAGAUUUCGGUGCGUUCGAAAUUGUGAAAGAACUUUUGUUUAUCGAAAUUUGAGACGACGAGUGAAGAAGAUGUUGUGCUACCGUCGUAGGAGAAGCGAACGAAGCGUAUCGUCUGAAAAAUACGAUCGUUCGAUAAGUUUGAGUGAGAUUAGAAAUUGCGGCGGGGUGGUUCUGAAUAUGGCGGAAAGGGACGAUUGAUUGUUUGGAACGGAUGCCCAGGGCUGCUACGUCGAGGGAAGUGUUUACCGUAAAGUAUUCAAGUAACUCAACGUAACUAUGCUAGCUGAUUUCUACUUUGAUUACCGGCGGCUGGAACGAACGAGCCCGACGAUGCCGCGAACUAGGUCGCGAAUAAGGGAAAGAAACGAGAGCCGCCCCCUCGCCCCCCUCGGUCCCAGGCACAAGCCCGUCGAAUCUGUCGACGCUUUGAGAAUCGUUAUCGCCGCCGAAACACGUGUUUUCAAAUAUGAAAAAAAAAGAAACGAGUACACGUGUUGUAUUUGUGCGCGGCCGAGGGAUCCGUGGAUUGACAAAUAACCACGAAUCGGUGGUGGCCGGAACAACAAAUCUUUUCCUCCGGUUUCGAAUCACGGAACAGACGCGCGGAGCAUGAUAAGCGAAACACGACUUGGUUAAAAAGCUACGAAUAAUUGAUCGUUCUGUCAUGUUUCGAGCGACUGCUUCGUACCCCUUUCGAAUUUCGACGAGUCUUUCGCACCCCUUGUCUGACGAGUCGUGCGCGCAGGAUCGUUAAUUAAAUCGUGCUUGGAACAAUUUUAGCAAAGAAAGAACGCGUAUAUUGCUGUCUUAGUCUUUCGAUAUAAUUUCUCAAAUUUACAUUUCCGAAGAGAUUCGGAUUUGAAUCGUAUUUCGAUCGUCGGUCGAGGUUACGUUACAAAUGUUAUUGAAAAACAUGGGUACGUUGCUGCCAAUUUUUCCUUUACGAAUCUGUUCUUGAAAAGACACGAAUUCAACCCUCUCGCGAUCGUUAAGUUACAUUUUUAAAGCGAGAGUGGCAGAGAGACGGGUGCGUUGCUAGCCAUUUUUAAAUUAGAUUUUUAAAUGAAACCGCGAUUGAAAUAGUGUCGAAAGAACCAUAAGUAUGCUUAUACAGGCCCUGAGAACACAGCUGGGUUAAUUAUCGGAGCAAAAUGAAGUUUUCUCCCAGCAAAUUGUAAUAGCGAGGAUUACGAUGAUUGCGAGAGGAACCGAGAGACAAGGGGGUUGGUUUUAGCGAUUUCCCCCGGAGGAUCUUCCCCAGCGAAUACGGAGAAUAUUUGAAACGAUGAUUUCAUCGUCCUGGCGGAGUCUAAUCGCUGUUAUCACGGCGACGGUUAUUCGUUAAUGAAUCCGAGCGAGACGAGCCGGGGGGAAUAAUAGCCGUGAAUAUCGAUGACGAUCAUCAUCAUCGCCUGAACAAACAAAGGAGGCAGCUCUUCCCUGACCUAUCGUUUCCUCGAGACACGAGACGCGCGAAAUCCGCCGCGAUCGACGGCUCGUCGCGCGAUCUACGCGCGCGAGAUUAAUCAUCGAAUAGAAAAAUAAUAUAUCGUUCGAAUCCUGUGUUUGGCUAUAUUCCGCGGUGCACUUUUGCUGUGCGCAGCAGCCUUCGUUCGAACGAGUUGCUCCGCGGCAAAAAGCGUUUACAACCGUUGGACAAUCAACGAUUCUAUUUUCGUUCGAUUUUGUUUUCUUUUUUUACGCCAUCGAAACUCGCGCUUCCUGCGACAAACCGUUUCCAAUCAUUUUUCUUCCUUUUUCGCGGCAGUUCUCUUUUUUUCUACCGGUUGCGUUAAACGAAAUCGAACUUCUGCCCGCUAAUCGCUGCUUUAAAAAUCUUUCGCUCGAUGAUCCGAACUUGUUCGUUUUCGAGCGAAUCGUUGUUUUGCUGUACGAGAGAAUUGUAAAUGAUAUAGAGUUACAAGGGAAUGCAAUAUACGGCUAGGGAAAUUUGUGGAGAAGUGUGAAACGAAGAACGAGCUCGUAACUGUCUCGUCUCGCGUGUUUAACGAACGGAAAUAUUGAAAACGGUCCCUUUCGGAUCGAGGAUCAAGAAGAUGGACGCGCAUCGCAUUGGCGGAAAUCGUGUAACGCGUUUUUCUGCCAGCAAGAACAACGGAGUCAUUGAAAGUUUCUCUUCUUAGGCAGUUUUCACGGGGGUGAAAUUAUGUGUAUGUGUCGGUGUAAAAACAAACGAGUGAUCAUGUUUCCCUCCCAAGGAUCACGAGUCUCGUCCUUGUGCAUUUAUUCGUGACGUCAUUCCUCGCGACGUUCGGCGAGAGCUGCGAUAAUAUACAUAUAUAUAUUUAUUUGAUAUACCGAUCAUGUGAAUAAUAGGAACGAUCGAAACGACGUCGUAUCGUAGAUAGAUCUCUGCGUGUAUAUUAUAAAAAAAAGAGUAUAAAUAUAUAUAUAUAUAUAAAUAUACAUAUAAAUAGUUA